Molecule: messenger RNA, 6890 nt
Organism: Danio aesculapii
Lineage: Eukaryota; Metazoa; Chordata; Actinopteri; Cypriniformes; Danionidae
Gene: abca4a
Product: ATP-binding cassette, sub-family A (ABC1), member 4a
Exons: 49
Coding region: 1-6819 (2272 amino acids)
Biological process (GO): lipid transport; transmembrane transport
Cellular component (GO): membrane; intracellular membrane-bounded organelle
Molecular function (GO): ABC-type transporter activity; lipid carrier activity; ATP hydrolysis activity
Source: RefSeq, a predicted model, not a curated record
AUGGGGACCAACAGCCAGGUGCAGCUGCUCCUCUGGAAAAAUUGGACCAUCCGCAAGAGGCAGAAGACGCGGCUCUUUAUGGAGAUUAUGUGGCCUGUGGUGCUAUUCAUUGGACUGGUUUGGCUGAGAAAAGCAAACCCCCUUUACAGACAACAUGAAUGUCAUUUUCCAAACAAAGCCAUGCCCUCAUCUGGCAUCCUACCAUGGAUCCAGGGGAUCUUCUGCAAUGCUAACAACCCGUGUUUCCAGCACACGACUCGUGGAGAAUCUCCAGGCCUGGUGUCCAACUACAACAACUCAAUAUUGGCUCGUUUUUGGUCAGACGCACAGGAGCUGCUGUUUGAAGAUACUGAGUUUCUGCAGUUGGGACGGUUAUGGCAGGAACUUAUGGCUAUGAGCAGCUUUAUGGAUACUCUUCGGACCAAUCCUGAAGCAAUUGCAGGUCGAGGCAUAAAAGUGGAGGACAUUUUAAAGGAUGACGAAACUCUCACAGCAUUCCUGCUUAGAGAUGUUCCUCUCACUGAAUCUGUGGUUCAACAGCUGGUCAACUCACAGAUUCGACCAGAGCAGUUUGCGUACGGAGUCCCUGAUCUCCAUCUGAAGGACAUCGCCUGCAGUCAGACUCUUCUGGAGCGUUUCCUCAUUUUCCCCAACCGCUGGGGCCUGUAUGCCGUCCGCAACGCCAUGUGUGUCCUCACCCCACAGCGUCUUCAAAUCAUCGAGGACAAAUUCUACGCCAACCUGGACUUCUUCAAGCUUUUUCGCCUGCUUCCUCUAGUCCUGGACAGCUACUCCAGUGGACUCGACCUGCACUUCUGGGCUCGGCUUUUGCCUGCCGUCUCCGACAAGCUGAAAGCGCUUUUUAACAGACCGAGCUCUAAAGACCUGCUGCAGGUGGUGUCUCCACUUCUUCAAUCCCAUGAAAGCCCGUCUUUCAGCCAGCUCAUGUCUGCCACUUCCAGCUUAUUCUGCGGCUACACGGAAGGGGCCUUUUCCAGGGUCACCUCCUUCAACUGGUAUGAGGAUAAUAACUACAAAGCCUUUCUGGGCAUCAACAGCACAAGAGGAGAGGGGAAGUACAUCUAUGAUCACGCGGCUACUCCUUUCUGUAAUGACCUCAUGAAGGAUUUGGAGUCCAAUCCGGUCACAAGGAUUGUGUGGCGUUCGGUCAAGCCUUUCCUGAUGGGCAAAAUCCUGUACGCUCCCGAUUCCCCCGCUGCCAGACAGAUCAUUAAAAACGCGAACACCACCUUUGAGGAGUUAGAAAGGCUCAGAAACAUGGGUCGAGCCUGGGAGGAGGUGGGACCACAGAUCUGGAGCUUCUUUCAGGACGGUGUGCAGAUGAACAUGCUUCGGGACUCCAUCAGAAACCCAACAGUCAUGGAUCAUAUCAACAAAGGCCUCAGAAACGCUGCGUUCACGGGUCAACACAUCCUCAACUUUUUGUACAGCGGGCCAGAGGAGGACAGAGAGCAGGACAUGCCAAACUUUGACUGGAGGAACAUCUUCAACCUUACCGACCAAGUGAUUCGACUCAUAAACCGAUAUGGAGAGUGUCUAGUCCUGGACAAGUUCUCCAGUAUCUCUGAUGAGGAUCAGCUCACCCAUCGAGCGCUAAACCUUUUGGAGGAGGGCAAGUUCUGGGCCGGCCUGGUGUUUGUUGACAUGUACUCCUGGACCACUAAAGUUCCCCCUCAUGUCAAAGUCAAGAUCCGCAUGGACAUUGACGUCGUGGAGCGCACCAACAAGAUUAAAGACAGAUACUGGGAUCCUGGCCCAAGAGCGGAUCCCAUGGAUGACCUGCGAUAUAUUUGGGGAGGAUUUGCUUACCUGCAGGACAUGAUUGAACAUGGAAUAAUAAAGACACACACAGGGAAGGAAUGGCCGUUAGGAGUUUACCUGCAGCAGAUGCCCUAUCCCUGCUAUGUGGAUGACCUCUUCAUGCUGACCCUGAACCGCUGCUUUCCGAUCUUCAUGGUUCUGGCCUGGGUUUACUCUGUGUCGAUGACAGUAAAGAGCAUCGUGCUGGAAAAGGAGAUGAGGCUGAAAGAGACACUCAAGGCCAUGGGGGUCACCAACCGUGUGCUCUGGUGCACGUGGUUCAUCGACACCUUCUUCAUGAUGGCCUCCAGCACAGCCCUGCUAACUCUUAUUAUCAUGGGAGGAAAAGUGCUGAACUACAGCAAUCCCAUCAUCCUCUUCCUCUUCCUGCUCACUUUCACCACAGCAACCAUCAUGCAAUGCUUCCUCAUGAGUGUGUUUUUUAAUAAGGCCAAUCUGGCGGCGGCCUGCAGUGGCAUCAUUUACUUCACCCUGUACCUGCCGCAUGUAGUCUGCUUCGCCUGGCAGGACCGCAUUACCAAAGACAUGAAAAUCAUGGCGAGUCUGAUGUCCCAGGUUGCGUUUGGCUUUGGGACGGAGUAUCUGUCCCGUUAUGAGGAGCAGGGCCUCGGCCUGCAGUGGGAUAACAUCCAAACCAGUCUCCUGGAGGGGGACGAGUUUUCUUUUCUCAACUCCAUUAUCAUGAUGGCAGUGGAUACGGUUCUGUAUGGCGUUCUCGCCUGGUAUCUCGAUAUCGUCUUCCCAGGGCAAUACGGUAUUGGUCGGCCUUGUUACUUUCCAAUCCAGCCUUCUUAUUGGUUAAACAGACCUGAGCCUCUAAAACAAGACAUCUUAAUAACUUUUCGAUCUUGUAUUCCUUCAGGGAGGGUAUUUUUUGAGCCUGAGCCAUCUGGUUUGGUGGCUGGAGUGUGUGUGGAGAAUCUGUAUAAGGUGUUUAGCGGCAGCUCUAGACCAGCUGUGGAUGGUCUGAGUCUCACCUUCUAUGAGGGUCAGAUCACUGCAUUUCUUGGCCACAACGGUGCAGGAAAAACCACCACAAUGUCUGUUCUCACCGGCAUGUUUCCUCCCACCUCUGGCACAGCAUACAUUUAUGGGAAGGAUAUACGAACUGACAUGGACGCCAUUCGUAAAUCUCUGGGAAUGUGCCCUCAGCAUAAUAUCAUCUUUCACCAUAUGACAGUAGCAGAGCACAUCUUAUUCUACUCUUUGCUGAAGGGCAGGCCGUUACCUGAAGCCCAGCUAGAGGUGGAAAAUAUGCUGGAAGAUCUCGGUCUCCCUCACAAGAGGAAUGAGGAGGCACAAAACCUGUCAGGUGGCAUGCAGAGGAAGCUCUCUGUGGCCAUGGCUUUUGUUGGAGGUGCUAAAGUGGUGUUUCUGGAUGAACCCACAUCAGGAGUGGACCCAUAUUCCAGACGCUCCAUCUGGGACCUUCUGCUGAAAUACCGUGCUGGCCGUACGGUGAUCUUGUCCACUCACCACAUGGAUGAAGCGGAUCUGCUGAGUGACCGUGUGGCCAUCAUCUCUCAGGGUCGACUGUACUGCUGUGGUUCUCCUCUUUUCCUGAAGAACUGUCUGGGUGCUGGGUUUUACCUCACUCUGGUGCGGCGCAUUAAAGAGCAGCCAGCUCCUGUCAGAAAGGAGGGUCAGUGCGACUGUACUGAUGACUGCUCCUGUAAGUGCUCACUCUGUACCAAAUUUAAAGAGAACGACACUGAGAAGCCCAGAGGCACAGAGAGACAGAUGGAAGGGAACAUUGAGAGCAUCACAGCGCUCGUCCACCAUCAUGUCCCAGAGGCCAGGCUGAUAGAGGUCAUCGGACAGGAGCUGACCUUCCUUCUGCCCAGCCGGACCUUCAAACAUCGCUCUUAUGCCAGUCUGUUCAGAGAGCUGGAGGAGACGCUGGCCGACAUGGGGCUGAGCAGUUUCGGAGUGUCAGACACUUCACUGGAGGAGGUGUUUCUUAAAGUGACCGCUGAUGGAGAGGCUGCUCACAUCAAUACGGCAUCCGAUGUCAGAAUUCUCCAACAAAAAUCACUUACGAGUCUCUAUAGAGACAACACAGUCAAAGUGAAUAUAGAAGAAGAUACAGACAGAUCGCAUGCUAACGGUCAGUCAAACUCUGGAAAUAUAACCAGCAAAGAGGGCAGAGGAUCCCAGCAGGUGAAGGGGGGCUUUCUGGUUGUGAAGCAGUUUUUCGCUCUUCUCGUUAAGAGGUUUCAUCACACCACACGCUCCGGCAAAGACUUUCUCGCACAGAUUGUGUUGCCUGCAAGCUUUGUGCUCAUUUCUCUGAUGUUCACACUGAUUGUCCCUCCAUUUGGUGAAUAUCCCAGUCUUACUCUCAGUCCAUGGAUGUACGGCCGACAGUUCACCUUCUUUAGUAAUGAGCAGAUGCAAAGCCCAGACAUGAGAUAUUUCGGCGAGGUUCUUUUAAACAGACCUGGAUUUGGGACCCGAUGUAUGGUGGAUGAACCUCUUGAAGACUAUCCAUGUAAUAACAUAACCACAGAGUGGGAGAUGCCCCUGGUGAACCCGAUGCUCAUUGAGAUGUUGGGCAAUUCAGAGUGGACAGACAUCAGCCCUUCUCCCAGCUGCCAGUGCAGCACGCCAAACAAACUCACUAUGUUACCUGUGUGUCCAGAAGGUGCUGGAGGUCUUCCUCCUCCACAGAGAAUUCAGUCCACUGGUGACAUGUUGAUGGAUCUUACAGGCAGGAACAUCUCUGAUUAUUUAGUGAAGACCUACCCAAACUUAAUACGGACUAGCCUGAAGAGCAAGUACUGGGUGAAUGAACAAAGGUAUGGUGGCAUUUCUGUUGGAGGACGACUUCCUGUUCUUAAUGUGGAUCCUAAAUCCAUCCAGAAUGCAGCUACUCAGAUUGGACGCCUGCUUAACAUCACCGGGGGCAGAUACUCAAAACUUGCUCUGGAUGAGUUUGCCACAUUUCUGAGGUACAUGGAGACUGAAAACAAUGUCAAGGUCUGGUUCAAUAACAAAGGCUGGCACGCAAUGGUGGCCUUCAUGAACGUGGCGAAUAACGCAAUCCUUCGAGCAAACCUGCCUCCUGGUGUCGAUUUAAAUGAAUACGGCAUCACUGCCAUCAAUCAUCCGCUAAACCUGACCAAAGAACAGCUGUCCGAGGUCACAGUUUUGACCACCUCAGUGGAUGCAGUGGUGGCCAUCAAUGUGAUUUUCGCCAUGUCCUUCGUGCCGGCUGGUUUUGUGCUGUAUUUGAUCCAGGAGAGGGUGACGCAGGCAAAACAUUUGCAGUUUGUGAGCGGAGUCAGUCCUCUGGUGUACUGGACUGCAAACUUCUUUUGGGACAUGGUAAACUAUUCUGUCAGCGCAGCGAUGGUUGUGGGGAUUUUUAUUGCAUUUGACAAAAAAUGCUACACCUCGCCUGGCAACUUACAAGCCCUGAUAGCUCUGCUGAUGCUUUAUGGUUGGUCGGUGACGCCAAUGAUGUAUCCGAUGUCUUAUAUAUUUAACGUGCCCAGCACAGCGUACGUCUCUCUGUCCUGCAUCAACCUCUUCAUUGGCAUCAACAGCAGUGCCAUUACCUUUAUUUUAGACCUGUUUGACAGUACUGAGGCUCUGUAUAAGUGUAACCAGGUGCUAAAGAAGGCUCUGCUUGUCUUUCCUCACUUCUGUUUGGGCCGCGGGCUCAUUGACAUGGCGAUGAACCAGGCCGUGAUGGACGUUUAUGCACGCUUUGGUGAGGACUUCAGUCUGGAUCCUUUCAGCUGGGACUUUGUUGGAGAAAAUUUGACUUUCAUGGCAAUAGAGGGAUUUGUGUAUUUCAUCCUGAACAUUUUAAUACAGUACCGGUUCUUCCUGGACCACUGGAUGUCAGAUUUUAAGAAGCCGCCAAUAACUGAUGAAGAUGUGGAUGUGGCCAAAGAGAGAGAGAGGAUUUACAAAGGAGGAAGCUCCAACGACAUCCUUCAGAUUAAAGACCUGUCAAAGACAUAUACUGGAACAUUCAGGCCAGCAGUGGACAGGAUAUGUGUAGGAGUGUCACCAGGAGAGUGUUUUGGACUUCUGGGUGUGAAUGGUGCUGGAAAAACGACCACAUUUAAAAUGCUGACAGGAGACAUAGACGUCACUUCAGGGGAAGCUGAUGUGGCUGGUUACAGCAUUCUCACGAACAUCCUGGAUGUGCACCAGAACAUGGGCUACUGCCCCCAAUUUGAUGCCAUAGAUGAUCUUCUAACAGGAAGAGAGCAUUUGCACUUGUAUGCACGGCUCAGAGGAGUCCCAGAAUCCGAGAUCAGCCGAGUGGCUGAAUGGGGAAUCCAGAAAUUGGGUUUGUCUGAGUAUGCAGGCUGCACUGCUGGCACGUACAGUGGCGGAAACAAGCGGAAACUCUCAACAGCUAUUGCAAUGAUUGGAUGUCCGGCUCUUCUGCUUCUGGAUGAGCCGACCACAGGGAUGGAUCCUCAUUCUCGCAGAUUCCUCUGGAACUCUAUCAUGAGCGUAAUUCAGGGUGGCAGAGCAGUGGUUCUUACCUCCCACAGUAUGGAGGAAUGUGAAGCUCUCUGCACACGGUUGGCCAUCAUGGUGAAUGGAAUUUUCAAGUGUCUUGGCACCAUUCAGCAUCUCAAAUACAAAUUUGGUGAUGGAUAUGUGGUUACUAUGAAAAUCAGGGCUGCCAAAGUAGGUGCAGUACCAGAUCUGAACCCAGCCGAAGCGUUUAUGGAGAGCACAUUUCCUGGCUGCAUUCAGAGGGAGAAACACUAUAAUACUCUACAGUACGAGAUUGCUUCUUCAUCUCUGGCCAAAAUCUUCCAGGUCGUUUUGGCCAACAAGGAAAUGCUAAAUAUCGAAGAUUACUCUGUUUCUCAGACAACAUUGGACCAGGUAUUUGUGAAUUUCGCCAAGCACCAAUCCGGCGAAGACGAUGCCAUUGUGUUGCACCCGAGGGCAGCCGGUGCCCGGCGGGACGUCAGAGUCUUUCCAGUAAAAACGAAAGCCUGAAAGCUUGAAGAGGAUCAUUUGAGCAGGUCAAUUGGAGUCAUCUGACUGGGGCGCACAAAAGAGUCAUAAAA